GAAAAAAACACAAGAACAAUGGCAUAUAACAUAACAUAACAACUAUUUUAUAAAUGAAUUGAACAAAACUCAAGACAGCAUGUACCUGCUUCAUGUUCCUUCACUCACAUCAUUCCAAUCAAAAACACUUCCAAAGAUCAUAAAUCUCUCUGUACUCUCUCUGUGUGUCCCCCCCUCAUGAUAUGAUCUGAUUUUCCUAUUAUGUUUAGUAAUCAUGAUCAGUCUAUUUAGUUUAAGUUCUCAUUAUUCAAACCCUACUUGCCAAACCAGAUCCUUUUUAUGAAUAUGAAUCCUCAUCAUGGUGGAAUGAAGGAGGAAUUUGUAGGAGGAAGUUCUUCCUUUUCUGUGGUUGGUGAACCUCAACCAAGGGAAGGACUUCAUGAAAAUGGUCCUCCACCAUUCCUCACAAAAACAUAUGAUAUAGUUGAUGAUCCUUCCACAAAUCAUAUAGUUUCAUGGAGUACAGGGAACAAUAGCUUUGUUGUUUGGGAUCCUCAAGCCUUUUCCAUUAUUCUUCUCCCUAGAUUCUUCAAGCACAACAAUUUCUCCAGUUUUGUCAGGCAACUUAAUACCUAUGGGUUUAAAAAGGUUGAUGCAGAUAGGUGGGAAUUUGCUAAUGAGAUGUUUCUAAAAGGACAAAAAAUCCUUUUGAAGAACAUUAGAAGAAGAAAAGCAAAUCAAUCUCAAGUAAUGCAAGCACUAGACCCGUCAUGUGUUGAGCUGGGAAGGUUUGGAUCAGACGGAAUCGAAGUGGAUCGGUUGAGGCGCGACAGACAAGUUCUAAUGGUUGAGUUGGUGAAACUUAGACAACAACAACAGAAUACUAGAACUCACCUUGAAGCAAUGGAAGGAAGGCUUAAAAGAAGUGAACAAAAACAAAAACAGAUGAUGAAUUUCUUGGCAAGGGCAAUACAAAAUCCUAAUUUCUUGCAACAGUUAGUUCAGCAGAAGGAAUGGAGAAAAGAGUUAGAGGAAAUUUUUUCUAAGAAGAGAAGGAGAACUAUUGAUCAAGGGCCUAGUAAUGUUGAAGCAGGUGAUGAAUUAGGAUAUGUUGAUAAAGAGUGCUUAAAUUUUGUCAAACUCGAAACACAUCAAGAUGUUGAGGAAGAUUCCAAUCAAAUCAAUCAACUUGAAGUAAGAGAUAAAGAGAUCGAUAUUGAAGUGUUUUGGCAAGAUUUGUUUAAAGAGGGUAUUGAAGAUGAAGUGGAUAUUGAAGAUGUUGAUGUAUUGGCUGAGCAACUUGGUUAUCUUGCCUCUAGUCCUCCUAAAUAGGAAGCUUUUAUCAAAACUUGGCUGCAUUCCUGACUUCUUCUAGUUUGCUUCAUUGAUUAAUGAUUUAGCAGGUGACUGUAUUUUCUUUUGUUACAUACAUACCUAAGAAUAUGCAUGCAUGGAAGCUGACUUUAAUCUCUUGUGUUUCUUAAGGCUACAUUUUGAUUGGCUAACCGUAUAACCCUGACAUUUCAAA
This is a messenger RNA of Medicago truncatula (barrel medic), 1468 nucleotides long. RefSeq names its product heat stress transcription factor A-6b. Gene Ontology annotation, molecular function: RNA polymerase II cis-regulatory region sequence-specific DNA binding; DNA-binding transcription factor activity. The transcript is spliced from 2 exons. Gene Ontology annotation, biological process: regulation of transcription by RNA polymerase II; cellular response to heat. Bases 280 to 1272 code for a protein of 330 amino acids. The record is from RefSeq and is a predicted model, not a curated record. NCBI's taxonomy places the organism in Eukaryota, Viridiplantae, Streptophyta, Magnoliopsida, Fabales, Fabaceae. Gene Ontology annotation, cellular component: nucleus.